GUCGUAAAGUUGAUCCACGUACAAGAAAAUUACAUGCGAAAGAAAAGGAAUUUGGAUCAAAAGGAUUUGUUGAAUCUUUCAGAAUAGCAUCACCUUCUGGAAUGAUAGAAGAUAUUUUAGGCGAUUAUAUGAAUACAGACGUAGAUAUUGUAAAUGAUGAUCUUGUCAGCCAAGAAUUUAAUUUUCUUGUUAUGGGCCCAAAAUCAUCUGAUGAUCCUGCCAGUGACCAAGAAUUUAAUUUUUUUAUUACGAGCUCAAAAUCAUCUAAAGGAAAGCAAAAACAAUUAGAAUCCGGUUAUGAAGAUAAAGAUGCAAAAAUACCAUUUACGAAUAUCAAUCAGGAAUUCGCAUAG
Funneliformis caledonium is the source of this 353-nucleotide messenger RNA. The record is from the annotation of a GenBank genome assembly. Lineage: Eukaryota; Fungi; Glomeromycota; Glomeromycetes; Glomerales; Glomeraceae.